AUGGACGACGAAUUGCUCGAGUUGCAGAGACAGUUCGAGUUCGCUCAACAAGCGAAGUCCAGUAUUCGAUUAUCCGAUCGAAACGUCGUUGAAUUAGUCCAGAAAUUGCAGCAACUUCAAGUCAUCGAUUUCGAGCUUCUUCACACUGCUUCCGGCAAAGAGUACAUCACUCUCGAUCAACUGAGAAAUGAGAUGGUGACUGAGGUGAACAGAUUAGGGCGAAUUUCUAUGAUUGAUCUUGCUGAUGUUACUGGAGUUGACUUGUACUAUGUUGAGAAAUUGGCUCAGAGUAUUAUAACUGAUCACGGGGAAUUGAUGUUGACUCAAGGGGAAAUCGUUACGGAAUCUUACUGGGAUUCGAUUGCGGAAGAGAUUAACGAGAGGCUUCAAGAAUGUACUCAGAUUGCUUUGACGGAACUUGCUGCGCAAUUGAAUGUUGGUUUGGAUUUGAUUGCGUCUGUGUUGGAGCCGCGUCUUGGAACUAUAGUUAAAGGAAGGCUUGAAGGUGGGCAGUUGUAUACUCCUGCCUAUGUUGCUCGUGUUAGUGCCAUGGUUCGAGUCUUUGUUUAUGGACUUGUGAAGGGAGGUGAAAUUUCAGGGUCUGUACGUGCUGGAGUGCAUUGGACACCAGCUGUAUUUGCUGUUGCUCAAAAGGAAUCUGUGGAUUCAUUCUUUUCACAAAAUUCUUUUAUCAGCUAUGACGUUCUGCAAAAACUUGGAAUUCCUCAGCCCGUUCAAUUCUUGCAGGUAACUAAUCCCAGAUAUCCUGAAGGCAAACCUCUUGUUACAACAUUUGUUCACCCAUCAAUGAUUGAGAUGCUAGAUGCUGCUACUGAGGAUGCUCUAGAACGUGGUAGCUGGAGUGAUUCUCUUUCCUUAUUGCCCUCAUCUUUUACACCUCAAGAUGCAUCUAAAAUGUUGUUCCUCUGUCAAUCUGUACAAUUGGCUCUUAAGUCUAACAAAGCACAUAUAUUUGGGGACUUCUAUGUAUUGAGCAGCAGCUUUAUGAAGGACAUUUGCGAUUGUACGGUGAAAGAAUUAGAGACAUUAGCUGUUUCAAGGUCUUUGGGCACUGUAAAACCUGGUGAUUUACCAAUAGCCAAUGAAGUAAAAGCAGGGUAUGAUUCAAGCAGGUUGAGUGUGUCCAGUGAAAUGGCAAGUGACAGUGGCUCCAACAAGCAUGCUGAUAAAGGGCCAAAGAAGAAAAAGGGGAAAGCCACUGGAAAUGCAUUAGCAAAUCAAUCUGAAAGUGGUGCUGAUAACCAAGAGCAUACUUCUACCAAAUCUAAGAAAAGCCAGAGAAAGGGUAAGGACACAUCUUCACAAACAUCAGAUUCAAAGCAAGGCUCUAGGAAAGAAUCACUUAAAAUGAAAGAGGAUAAUCUCAGUAGUCCCUCAGAAGAAUGGAUCAUGGAGAAGAUUACAGCCUUGGUUCCUGAUUUUGAAGAACAAGGUAUUGAUGAUCCUGAAACAAUUCUUAGGCCUUUGGCUAACAAGUUAAGGCCCACAAUAAUCAAUACUUGGAUGGAGAAAAGGAAGGCAUUGUUUAAAGACAAUGCAGAAAGAAUGAAACAAUUGCUUAAUAAUUUGCAGAAAAAACUCGAUGAGUCUUUCUUAAACAUGCAACUGUAUGAAAAAGCCUUAGAAUUGUUUGAAGAUGAUCAAUCAACUUCUGUUGUUUUGCAUAGGCAUUUACUAAGGACAGUAGCAGCUCCUAUGGUUGACAUGCUUCUUCAUGACUUGGAUGAGCAGAACAAAUUAAAGAACGGAGUAGAAGUGCAGGAAUCUCCAAAUUCUGAGUCUAUUUCGUUUAGUCCUGGAGAUAGAGCUGCAAUUUCCAAGAGUUUUCCAGGAGCUCUUUCAAAUAAGGCUCUUGCUGUUGUAGAAGCAUUGGAAGGAAAGAGGGUGGAAACAUUCAUGUCUUCAUUCAGAGCUGUGACAGAAGAGAGCGGGCUGCCUUUGAAAAAGCUAGACAAGAAACUAGAAAGGACACUUCUACAUUCAUAUCGUAAGGAAUUGACAUCUCAAGUUUCGGCUGAGACUGACCCUGUAUCACUUCUGCCGAAAGUCGUGUCUUUACUCUAUGUCCAGGUUUACCAUAAAGCUCUACAAGCCCCUGGAAGGGCCAUUUCUGUUGCUAUUUCUCAAUUGACGGAUAAGCUUGACGAGACAGCUUGCAAGAUUAUAGUUGAUUAUCAAGCUGCUGCCGUUACUCUUUUGACACUAUCAGCUACUCCUGAUGACGAAGACAGUUGUGCAUCGAAUAGAAUUAGAGAGAUUCUGGAGAGCCAAAUGCCUGCUCUUAAAAGUUUGGUUUCGGGUGCCUCACGGUCAUAA
Vicia faba (fava bean) is the source of this 2337-nucleotide messenger RNA. NCBI's taxonomy places the organism in Eukaryota, Viridiplantae, Streptophyta, Magnoliopsida, Fabales, Fabaceae. The record is from the annotation of a GenBank genome assembly.